This is a messenger RNA of Schizophyllum commune H4-8, 5468 nucleotides long. RefSeq lists its product as uncharacterized. Gene Ontology annotation, cellular component: nucleus; Cul8-RING ubiquitin ligase complex. The record is from RefSeq and is a predicted model, not a curated record. Lineage: Eukaryota; Fungi; Basidiomycota; Agaricomycetes; Agaricales; Schizophyllaceae. The transcript has 8 exons. Gene Ontology annotation, biological process: double-strand break repair via homologous recombination; replication fork processing. Bases 35 to 5323 code for a protein of 1762 amino acids.
GCUUGCUUUCCGCCAACUCAACGAAUUGCUACGCAUGGCGGACGGUGGAGAAUAUGUGGAAACCUCGGACCCAGAAGAAGGAGGCGAUCCCAGUCUUCGUGCCCAAAUAGCUGGUAUCAAGCGCACUUUACCGAGUUUAGAUCGUCGGCCAACUAAACGGCGAAAGGUGCAACGAGGGCUCUCUGAACCGCCUCUCGAAGACCCGGGCACACCAUGGCAGUCAGCGGCAAACGCAUGGUUCUCCUCACCAGCAGCGAAACAUGCUCCUGCGCGCUUUACACCUCCAAGCCCUGCGAAGAGAGCGACAUCCUCCAGGAGUGGAUCUCCCUCUGAUCUCAGUCGAACCCAGCCCUCUCAAUCGUCACCGCGGCCCGAAUCCCUCCCACCACUCCCUCCCCCGACAAGUUCACAGCCAGGACGCCGGUCAACACCGUCGGCACCGUCAUCCCCUCUCGUGACUCCACGACACUCAAGACACCGUACCCCCGACCUCGCAACGAACUCGCCGGAUCCGUUGAACCUAUUCAGCUCCCCUAUGCAGACCACUGAACCGCACGCGGGGCACGAUAUGGACCUCGACACCAACGGGAAGCCGGAUGAGACUGGUACUCCAACUAUGCCUCUGUUCACGCCAUUGCCGACGCAAUCUCCGUUGACCUCCCCCCUAUCAUCGCCUGCGCGCUCUCAUCGCUCGGCGUCCCCUCAUCGCACUCAUGACCCUCCCAACCAGGAGGCCGAGCCGCCUGAAGCCUUCGACGAUACCCUUGCCGAUAUUGGCAACCAAAUCGACGAGCCGACCAGGGGCCGCUAUUCCCUGCGGAAGCGCAACGCGGCUAACAUGAAUCCCUACACGCUAGACCAGAAGAAAUACGCCUACAUGAUGCGCAAUAAUCCCGAGGCGAUUGUCAAGCUGCGUAAUUUCGCCAGGCGGCAUGGGUUUGCGGCCGAAGGAAACGACGAGGAGGAAUCUCAAGAGUUCAUUCCAGAGGAACCACAUCGACGACGUCGAAGUAUAGAUGCCCGCUCGCGGUCCAGAGAUAAAGAGUUAUCGCCUGGUGAAGCAGAUCUUUUGGACGAGUUCGACGUAGAUCUACCUCGCCGCAACGAGUUCCUCAAGGAGUUUCAGCGAAUGGAAAGGGAGAGAAAGCGCCACGAGCGAGAGGAGAAGAAGAAGGCCAAAGAGGCGGAGAAGGCUCGCAGGGAGGAAGAAAAGGCAAGAAGAGACGAAGAACGCCGGCGUAAGGAGCUGGCAGCGGACGAACGGCGCCGUCGUCAAUUACGCGUGACUAAUGGGCAUCGAGAGGAGGCCCGUGGGAGGACCUCACGUUCGCCAACACCAGGCCCAUCGCGACAACAAAAUCCAGUGUCCCCAGAUCGCGUUAUGCGCUCCCCAUCGCCCGAGACACGACCCUGGGAUGUGUCACCGCGCCCACUCUCACCUGUUGAUUCGCCUCCCCGCGUCCCGUCUCCAUCGCCCCCAGCGUCUAGUCGCGCGAACUCACCUCUCGGGGUCGAAGAGUCCGACGAUGAUCGCGCCGCCGACGACGCUAACGAAGGUUCUGACGAAGAUGACGCCGGUUCUGCGGACCCUAUUGAGGUGGUCGAUCCCAAGGGGCGCAAGAACCUGAAGGCCCUGCGCCGCGUGUUACCGAAGUUCAUGUGGUCGAAGGCCUUGAAGAAAGCUCCUCCGAAGCCACGACAACAGCGAAGCCAGACGCGAGCUACUACUGCCGACGCCUCCGACGACGAUCGUGGCGUUCCUCUGCAGCCGGGCCAGUCGAGGGUCCGGAUCGCGGCACGACCACGAGACGUGCGCGACAUCAAGGGCGACCCAGAGAGCUCUGACUCCGAGCGCUCUGUACGAUCGUUCGACAGUGGAGGCUCUCAGGCUAUCGAGGUCCGACCCGCUCGCCCCAGAUACAAACCCAUCGACAUCUCGGAUGACGACGCUAGUGUCAAAGACGAAGUCGACGUCCUCGACCUAACGGGCGACCCGACCACGGAAGAGGAAGAAUUCGAGGAAGUCGACGACGACGACCUCCGCGGCUACUUCCACGCCGGCGAACGCCCCAAGCGGGAGUUCAGCAUCGUGGACUUCAUGCUGGACCGGACGCGCAGGCUGGUGUCUGGCAAGGCGAAGCAGCCGAAGAAGGCAUCGGGCAGUAACCACCGCACGCAUAAGCGCUCAAAGGGUGGCGCCACUCAUCGCGGUCUACACCGCAGCUCGUCUGGACGCAUGUCGUCGCCGCACGGCGAUGACGCUGGUCCUGCACCUCGACAUCGUCCGAGCGGAAAGCGCGCUGGUGGCCAUCGCUCGCAUGCAUCCAAGCCUCGCAAAGACCAAGGCGAAGUCAUCGACGUAGAGCACGACCCGCAAGCGGACGACUGGUGGCAGAAGCGCAAGGAGAAGCGCAAGCUGGCGAAGGAGCGGAAGCGACUGCGCGGUCUGCAUGUCUUCACCGCGGGUGGCGGUCUUGCGUCGGGCUUCGGCAGCCGCAAAUACGUGACGGUCGACUUCGAGGACGAGACGGUGUACCAAGCGCUGCAUUUCGAGCAGGCGCCGCCGUCUCCUCCAAGCCAACCUCGACCCGGCUCCUCUCAGCAUGCUCACCGACUUCCUUUAUCCCGCACCCAGUCGGCUCGGUCUCUCCUGGCUCCCGACAUUCUUGAUACCGCUCACGACGAAGACGAAGACGAGGAGGAGGAGGAGGAGGAUGAGAAGCUGAAGUUCGCGGACAAGAUGCUACAGCACGAGAUACCUCUGCUGCCCUCCGGACUGGCCUUCGACAACGCGACGUACAUCGGGCACGGCAGGCUUCGCGCGGUGCUGGCGGCGCUCGCAGGAAAAGACGCCGACAAGCCCAUGCCUUGGAGUGAUCACGGUGUCAAGUUCUCCUCAUCGGAUGCCUUCGCGACCUUCAUCAUUCAGUUUGGCCAGCUCUGCGACCAGCUCCUCGAACUCGCCACUGGAUUGCCGGAGGAUGAUAGCGCGAAGCAGGCGGAGGAGUGGUCUGCGACUAUGAAGGCUGCGAGCGAGCAUGCGACGUGGUACCUGCGGUCUGCGCCGCCUGACGAGCUCUCGCUGCGCUUUUCCGCUGUGAAGGAUAUCAUCGUUCGGCUUGUUGGCGGCCUUCGUUCGGCGGACCUUACGGCAGACGCUGUGGACAGUUGUACAUUCGCCGUUGCUCUGUUUGCUGUAGACGUGUCCGCGCGAAUAUCUGUCCUCAGCUCCGAUGUGACAGCUCUCACCGACGCCGCUAGAACGCUGCUCGACUUCCUCAUGCGGUUCGGCCUGCCCGCUGUCCUCGACGACUUGCGGGCCAUAUGCGAGGAGGACCCAUUGCCCUCCAUUCUGACAUCGACAACCACACGCUGGGCUGCGCAGGCGUGGGUAUGCCUCAUCCAUAUUCUCCAUGCACCACUGCCUGAGCGCGAUGGCGACGACUCUCGGCCCUCUCUUUGGUCCUUGGUGGAGCCUAUACUGAAAGCCGACGAGACUGGCCAUGUCAAAAAGGCCGAGCACAUCUGGAGGACGGUGUUCAGCGUAUGUGCGCUGUCACAGUUCAAUCAGCACGGCUUCACGACCGCCGAGUUCCACUUGCCCGCCGCUUGGAGUGUCGUCGACUUUGCGAUGAGCCUGACCCGUCUUGAAGUGGACCCCGCGACCCGACCUUCGACUUCGUACACAGAGCGCAGGUUGAUGGAAGUCUACGCAGGGAUCGUGGUGUUCCGAUGCUACCAACUAUGGAGGCGCUGUGGCUGGAGUCCUGGCGAGGAGGCGUCUCAUCCUGUGAUGAGGAGGCUCGCGGCGAUCUUCAAGUCGAGGCAUUACGCAGAUCUACGCACGGAGAAGCAUAGCGACUACCCUGCUUUCAUUCGCGAGGGGCGCCUAUCUGACCUGGCGAAACCUCUCGAUCGCGUUGAGAAGGAGUCGGCCUUCACCUUGUUCUUGCGUCUGGUGGCGGCUACCAUCCAGAAAGGCAUGGACCCCGGGCGGAGUGUUCCUAUGAAGAUCUUCAGAGCCAGGCAACUGCUUAGCGUUUGGGGACCACUCUCGAAGGUCGACCUGGAAACCCUAAGGACUCCCAGCAAGAAUCAGUUGUCCACGCUGUUUAACCGUAUCAGCUUCGCGAUACUCGCCAUAUACCUGGACCCAGCUUCUUGUGAUAGACGCAUCGACCAGGCCCUCCAGUCCGUCGAGUUUAACAAGGCUUCAGCGACCACGAGAAUAAGCUUGAUGCGCGGACUGCAGUACAUGGCAGUGGCCGUACUGUACUACGGGCCCCCAGGUAGCUUGGACCGGAUCCUCGGCUGGUUCGAUACGCAGUUGAAGACCGUUCUUGCGGAGUACAAGUCGGACGCAACUAACGACGACAAGGACAACAUCAUGCUUUGCGGUCUCGCGAUCAUGGGUUGUGUACGCAGGAUCAUUGCGGCCCACAUCACGUAUCCCUCGCCUCAUCUUCUUCUGUCGUCCUUACCACGUUUUCUGGACGAGUGUCAAGGUGCAGAUCAGCACAAGGACACGGCGAUGAGGGAGCACUUCCAUAUCAUCGCUGCCAUUCUCAAAGCCCGUCGAAGCGUUGUUCCUCCUCCCGAGCGUCCGCGCAUUCCGGUCACGGCCGAAGAGGAAAGUCAAAGUUACGAUGUAGACGGCUUCGACUGGAAUGACCCGGCUCUUGACGCGGUUCUGGCAAACGUAGCCGCUGAUCCAGUGCCUCAAGAGCCUGAAACCAAGCACAUUACCGCGGAAGAUCAGCCGAAGACACUCACGGCCGAGGAAGCUGCUGCUCUUGAUGGCGAAAUGAGCAAGGCGCUCACUGCACACUACUGGGCCGUGUGGCGUUUCCUCAAGUACGCGGUCAUGCACCAGGGGAUAUCGGAGGAGCUGUCCAACAUCAUCGAUACCUGGGUGGAGGCACACGUUGUCGUCAAGAAAACGAAGCAGCUCUCUUGGGGAGACUUGAUUGAGAAGCGUCUCGGCGUGCUGAAGGAGGACCGCCCAGACUGUGCGAUCUGGCUCGACAUGCGAUUCUGCCUGGCUAUCUUGACGCACGAGCCCAUGGCGUACGAUACAGUCUCUACGACUUCGACUGUCGGCAGCCGGUCGCUGCGUGCUAUGUGUAUGGAGUUGCUUUGGCGCUCCUUCGCAGCACAGCAUGUUACCAUCGAACAUCGAUACCUCGCCGCCAUACUCAAUGUCGAUGGACUUCGUCAUCCUCUGCUUGCGAACUUGCCCUUUGCGCUGUCCGGAAGUGGCGAGUUCAAGAUCUCGGCUGAGGAGUUCUUGCAGCAGCGAUAUGAUGCUGUCGAAGGCGAGUAGGUGUGCCGCUCGUCACGAUCCUCGUGCUGAUUCUGUACAUUAGGAUUGCUACACAACGCAGACUCACUUUGCGAAAAGAACGACCCGGUGGCUGUCGGCGAAGACUACAUAGGAUGCAUCGUUGCGCUUUGCCAAACGGUACGUA